UGAGGAAAUAACGGUCAAGUGACGGGCCAGGGUAGCUACGACUGAAACAAAACCUAAGGGAAACCGGUCACAGGAAUACACAGUGAAUACUAAAACUCUGAAAUCACCGUGAAAACCACGUUGGGUAUGAGCUCGUAAUUUACCUGGAAAGACAGACAUUUAAGGUCCAUGAUGCAGUUCAUGCUGCUGUUCAGUCGGCAGGGCAAGCUGAGGCUGCAGAAGUGGUAUGUGCCCCUGUCGGACAAGGAGAAGAAGAAGAUCACCCGGGAGCUGGUGCAGACCGUGCUGGCGCGCAAGCCCAAGAUGUGCAGCUUUCUCGAAUGGAGAGACCUCAAGAUUGUUUACAAGAGAUACGCCAGCCUGUAUUUCUGCUGUGCCAUAGAGGACCAGGACAACGAGCUGAUCACCCUGGAGAUCAUCCAUCGCUAUGUGGAGCUGCUGGAUAAGUAUUUUGGCAGUGUGUGUGAGCUGGACAUCAUCUUUAACUUUGAGAAAGCCUACUUCAUCCUGGACGAGUUCCUGCUGGGAGGAGAAGCGCAGGAGACCUCCAAGAAGAAUGUCCUGAAGGCCAUAGAGCAGGCUGACCUGCUGCAGGAGAAUCUAGAUUUUCAGAUCCGACUCUUUCCAGGAUGCCAAAGAAGCAGAGACUCCAAGGAGUGUUCUAGAAGAGAUCGGAUUGACAUAAACACCAUGGCUCUCCACCAGGCUGUCCACCUUACUUUGCCAGCUGCCUGUCUGUUUGCUUGAAGAUGUAGCGCGCACACACACUCACACACACACGCACACAUGUGUUUCUGUUCCACUAUUCAUCAUGUAUUUCAAUUCAUUGUCCUUUUACAGCACACACAGCUCUAUACAAACAAACACACACAUGAUGUAGCACUGUACAUAUUCACGUUAGUAGAAGCCUACAGAAAAUCAUUACCCUUUUUAUAAUUUGUUGUUUCAGCCUUAAGAUAGAUAAACAGUAUUUCAGAAUCAUAUCAGUUUACUCUCAAUACAACCACAAUCAGAGUUAAAAGGAGGAAAGAUAAUCUGCAGUUCAACAGCUAUUUACCAGUAGGUGUAGAAUUCACAGACACACACAAAGUGGUAAACGGUCUUUCGGUGGGUUACUCUUUAAAAAGAAUGAAAUCAGAAUAUUGAAGCUGGAAGUAUAUACUUUUCUUAAGUAUAAUAUUUUCUUUGAAUGGAUAAUAAUGUAUUAUAUAGCCUACACACAAAGAGAGAUGUUAAAAGGGAUUCAUUCUCAAAAACCAAAGAUUUCUGUUGUUUUCUUUUUUUGCCUUAGUUGAAAAUGUUACUUUGAGCAGUUGAGGCGGCAAACAAUGUGAAGAGUCUACUGCUUGUCUCCAUUUGUGAUUGGCUGUUACUGUUGAAAGCACAAAAUGAAGCCUUUGAUGUCACUGCCCUGAACAUUCUUAGAGAUGUUCCACUGUGUUUCAUGGUGAACUACUGCUCUUUACAAUGCAAGUGCUACUGAAUAUGUUUAACUGAGGUAUCGUCACAGCUGGUUAUAUUUUGUAUAGUCGCUGAUGUCGGCUGCAUUUACAAUCACUGAUGAACGUAAUCCUGUGAUAGCCCACCCACUCCUGUUAUGUUAUAUUAGCCCUACUGUAAGUAUUUAAGGCAUUUCAGCAUCACCUCUCCCAUGUGUAUGUAGCCUAGCUUAUGUCAUGGAGAAGUAUUACCUGUAAUUGUUGUGUCUGUAAAUCUAUGUACCAGUGUUUGGUGUUUGAAAAUAAAAUAAAUACAUUUGUUUACUGCC
Molecule: messenger RNA, 1768 nt
Organism: Clupea harengus (Atlantic herring)
Lineage: Eukaryota; Metazoa; Chordata; Actinopteri; Clupeiformes; Clupeidae
Product: adaptor related protein complex 1 subunit sigma 2
Exons: 7
Coding region: 169-747 (192 amino acids)
Biological process (GO): intracellular protein transport; vesicle-mediated transport
Cellular component (GO): membrane coat; AP-1 adaptor complex
Molecular function (GO): clathrin-cargo adaptor activity
Source: RefSeq, a predicted model, not a curated record